GAGAACGGUUGGUAACACGUGCCAAACAUUACUGAGCAGGCCAUGCAGUCAGUUCAUGGAGUCGCCAAAAAUCAGGUUUCCGCAAAUAUCAAGGAUCCAUCUCUUUUUUAGGGGACACUUUUUCAAUGAGUAUCACGGACUCCUUAACCUGUUCUGAGUAUUUUAAUUCGUAGUGUUACUUUUCUUUCUUUAUUACUGGCUGUGAUGGGUUAAUUCUAUAUGUCAUCUUGACUGGGGGGCGGGGGGAGGCGGCAGAUGUUUGGCCAAACCUUAUUCUGUAUGAGAUGAACAUUUACGUGGGCAGAAAAUGUCCACAUCUCAUCAGCCAAAGGCCUGAACAGAACAAAAAAGGCUGAGCCUCCUCCAACCAAAAAAAAAAAAAAAAAAAUUCUUCCUGCCUGCCUUCCAACAGGGACAAUGGGUUUUUUUUCCAGCCUUUGGACUUGAAUUGAAAUAGCGGCUCUCCAGGGUCUGUGGCCUGCAGAGUAGAUGGUGGGACUUCGCGGCCUUCAUAACUGAUCCCUUCCAGGAUCGUCCUGUCUCCUUGGGCUUCUCUUGACUGUGGCAGUUCCUCCGGCUUUCCUUAUUUUUGAUGACCUUGACCGUUUGGAGGGGUACUGGUCAGGGGUACCUCUUCACAUCUGGAGAAUCUGCUCCUUGAAGAAAUCUUGAGAACCAUUGUUCUAAGAUAGCUGAUCAGCUUCCUUGGAUUUUGCUGAUGACCCAGGAGAGCUUUGCCUGAAGAUGGAAACACUGGAGUCGGAGCUGACCUGCCCUAUUUGUCUGGAGCUCUUUGAGGACCCUCUCCUGCUCCCCUGUGCACACAGCCUCUGCUUCAACUGCGCCCACCGCAUCCUGGUGUCACACUGCGCCACCAACGAGUCUGUGGAGUCCAUCACCGCCUUCCAGUGCCCCACCUGCCGGCAUGUCAUCACGCUCAGCCAGCGAGGUCUAGACGGGCUCAAGCGCAACGUCACCCUGCAGAACAUCAUCGACAGGUUCCAGAAAGCCUCCGUGAGCGGGCCCAACUCCCCCAGCGAGACGCGCCGCGAGCGGGCCUUCGACGGCAACAGCAUGAGCUCCGCCGAGAAAGUCCUCUGCCAGUUCUGUGACCAGGAUCCUGCCCAGGACGCGGUGAAGACCUGUGUCACUUGCGAAGUGUCCUACUGUGACGAGUGCCUGAAAGCCACUCACCCGAACAAGAAGCCCUUUACAGGCCAUCGUCUGAUUGAGCCCAUCCCGGACUCGCACAUCCGGGGGCUGAUGUGCCUGGAGCACGAGGAUGAGAAGGUGAAUAUGUACUGUGUGACCGAUGACCAGUUAAUCUGUGCCUUGUGUAAACUGGUUGGGCGGCACCGCGAUCAUCAGGUGGCAGCUUUGAGUGAGCGCUAUGACAAAUUGAAGCAAAACUUAGAGAGUAACCUCACCAACCUUAUUAAGAGGAACACCGAACUGGAGACGCUUCUGGCUAAACUCAUCCAGACGUGUCAACAUGUUGAGGUCAAUGCCUCACGUCAGGAAGCCAAAUUGAUGGAGGAGUGCGAUCUUCUCAUUGAGAUCAUUCAGCAAAGACGACAAAUUAUUGGAACCAAGAUCAAAGAAGGGAAGGUGAUGAGGCUUCGCAAACUGGCUCAGCAGAUUGCAAACUGCAAGCAGUGCAUUGAGCGGUCGGCAUCACUCAUCUCCCAAGCGGAACACUCUCUGAAGGAGAAUGAUCACGCGCGUUUCCUCCAGACCGCCAAGAACAUCACGGAGAGGGUCUCCAUGGCAACAGCAUCAUCCCAGGUCCUCAUUCCUGAAAUCAACCUCAACGACACAUUUGACACCUUUGCCUUAGAUUUUUCCCGAGAGAAGAAGUUGCUAGAAUGUCUGGAUUACCUAACAGCUCCCAACCCUCCCACGAUCAGAGAAGAGCUCUGCACGGCUUCCUAUGACACCAUCACCGUUCACUGGACCUCUGAUGACGAAUUCAGUGUGGUUUCCUACGAGCUCCAAUACACCAUAUUCACCGGACAAGCCAACGUCGUCAGUCUGUGUAACUCGGCCGAUAGCUGGAUGAUUGUGCCCAAUAUCAAGCAGAACCACUACACGGUGCACGGUCUGCAGAGCGGCACCAAGUACAUCUUCAUCGUCAAGGCCAUCAACCAGGCGGGCAGCCGCAGCAGUGAACCUGGGAAGCUGAAGACAAACAGCCAGCCAUUUAAACUGGACCCCAAGUCUGCUCAUCGAAAGCUGAAGGUGUCCCAUGAUAACUUGACAGUAGAACGGGAUGAGUCAUCGUCCAAGAAGAGCCACACACCUGAACGCUUCACCAGCCAAGGGAGCUAUGGUGUAGCUGGAAAUGUGUUCAUCGAUAGUGGCCGGCAUUACUGGGAAGUGGUCAUAAGUGGAAGCACAUGGUAUGCCAUCGGCCUUGCUUACAAAUCGGCCCCGAAGCACGAGUGGAUUGGGAAGAACUCCGCUUCCUGGGCGCUGUGCCGCUGUCACAAUACCUGGGUGGUGAGACACAACAGCAAGGAGGUCCCCAUCGAGCCGGCCCCCCACCUGCGGCGCGUCGGCAUCCUGCUGGACUACGACAACGGCUCCGUUGCCUUCUACGAUGCCUUGAACUCCCUCCACCUCUACACUUUCGACGUCACCUUCUCGCAGCCCGUGUGCCCCACGUUCACUGUGUGGAACAAAUGCCUGACCAUUAUCACGGGCCUGCCAAUCCCAGACCAUCUGGACUGCACAGAGCAGCUGCCGUGAGCGCCUGGCUCCGCCGAGCGAUUUGCUGGGGAGUCCGAAGGGUGGCGGCCACCAUAUCGGGGACAGAGAAAAAAAGCACAGGCUUCCAGAAUGUCAUUCCAUCUCGGCAACAAGCAUCCAGACACCAGCUGCGCUAGGACGCCCCACAGGCAGUUCCCACCCUUGUCCCGGGUAAUGGGAUUCAGUUCAGGCUUUCAUUCGUGUCUUUAACUGUUUUGUUCUAUAUUCACAGGAAAAGGUGUAUUGAUAAAAGCAACGUAGCCAGGAUCACGACGCCCAGGAAUGACCUGGUUUUGCACAGGAGGCGGCCCAUACGUUGACCCGCUGUUACCACCUUGAUUCCAUCACCGUCCAUGGGCUUGGAAAAAAAAAAAAAUCUUGAGUUUUGCGCGCGUCUUUACCUCACAUCGUCCAUCCUACUGAUGCCGCCGUAGGUCCGGUCGCCCCCACACAGGGCUUCACCAUCUGCAACUCCUUUCAAAAUAAAAAAAGAGUUUGGAACCUAGUAGGGAAGUAAACCGACUUUCUAACUCUGGUUUCGCUUGAAGGGGCUUUAACUCUGAUGUCUGAAAUAUGAAGUGGAUGCAGGAGGAUGGAGAGAGCAAAAGAGCGUGGAAAAGAACGGACCUGGGGGCUUGGAAUCCGCCGCGGCGACAUCGGUCCUUCCCUUCCUGCUGGCUGGUGGGGAUGAGGCCGACAAGAAAGGUUCUGAAACCGCUGGCCCCAUCCUGCCCUGUGUUGCCCGGGCUUAAGGAUUCUGGGAGCACAUUAGGAAUGACAAUGCCUCCAUUUCAGUUUAAACUUGUGUGUGUGUGUGUGUGUGUGUGUGUGUGUGUGUGUGUGUGUGUGUGGCAUAAGAGGUAGGCGUGUGUGUGUGUGUGUGUGUGUGUGUGGCAUAAGAGGUAGGCAUCAGGGUUACCGUUACGAUAUUCUUAUAGCAUCAUCAGCAAUGCCAGCCGCAAUCCGUGGAAAACCUUUUCUGGCCCCCCAAGCUUGCUUUGGAGCCUGAAUUGAAAAUUAAAUCCUAUCAAUAUGAAAAAAAAAAGACAAAGCAAGGACCGUGCCAUCGAAAUGAGUCGCUUUGACUCCGACGGCUAAUUUCAAAAGUUCAGGCUGAUGGGCGUUUUAGGAGAGGGAGGAUUCUAGGUCUUGCUCGAAAUGUAUUCUUUGAGUAGUUUCUUUAGGCCUGUGACGUGUCUUCACUGUGUUUAAGAGCCUGUGCCCCCUUCCCCUGAGUCAUUUUCCUUGGUCGCUGGGAAUGAGGAAUCAGCCUUCUCUGUCACACGUGGCAGCACCACUUUGGAUGGCUUUUGCUCUCCUGGACACUAGCACGUGGCCCCAACCCUCACUACCACAUCCAACUAUAAGUCACCUGAAAAACACUUACUAUUUAUGAGUUGUUAACAAGGGAUGUUGCAAAAAAGUACUAUUCUCUAGUAUACGUGCCUCAACAGUUAUUAUAAAGACUUUGAAAAAUCAAACACCUCUUGAAAGAUGUAGAAAUCCCUCUAUAUUCUAGUAUAGUUUGCCAUAGAGAGGUCAGAAAAAAAAAAAAAAAAAAUCAAACUCCCUCUUCUCGUGCUGGAACCUGCUCAAAGAACCUACGAAUGCAGUGUCAGAUGGGAUUCUCAGCAUGCUCAUCUGACGUCUAGGAGCGAUCCGUGCAUUUAGGCUUUUUUAAGCGGGCCUUGAACUUGGACCAGGGAUCUGGCAUUGGGUCUACCUUGACAAAGGGUAGGACAUCUAUAAAUCCUUUCCCUCACUAAAAUAUUUAUCUGGGCUCCUGGGUUGGCCAUUUUGACUGCACAGAGCGAUGGAGCUAGACAGUGUUUUUGCCCGUUUUUUUUUUAUGGAGCCCAUCAACCAACUGGUUCUUUGAUAAGCGUCCAUAGACCGGCUGUUUCAGCAUCACCUUAUUCGAUGGCGAGUCUGGACGGCACAGGCGGCCUCCCGGGUGCUUCUGCCUCUUCCCUGGCAGAUGUGCUCCUUUUUUCCUAACAGAUAGAUUCUAUAUAUUUACUAUAUUAUUUAUACCCAGAUGAAUAUUUUGAUAGUUCCUUAGGACAAUUUCACACCUAAAAGAUGGGCGCCUCAAUAGGGGAAAAAAAAUCAUUCUCUGCCAACUUAAGGGGUUUGUGUUUUUUUGUUUUUUGUUUUUUUACAAUAUAAAAACCAUGUGCAUUUGCCUUCCCUGCGUAAACCAGAAGGGGUGGCUGAGUAGUUUUUACACGCUUUUUUGGUAGCUGGAAAACAGAUAUUUUCAUGCACUUUGUACACGAAGAGGUUUGGAAUGAAAGAGUCUAACACUCAGCUUCUGAGGUUUUUAAAUCGUGGUCUCCAGGUACAAUAAACCCUACAGUUUGCCUUAUGAUGUUCAAAAAAACAAAGCAUUUUUGAGGACACUUGUUUCCAUGAAUAUAAUGCUUUUCAAUCUAAAGAAGUUACUCCUCCAAUUUUCCCUGCAAGCCAUUUAGGUUAUGUUCUGGCUCUUUUUCUAAAGGACAGGAGGGAUGAUGUUAUCUUUUUGUUGUGGAAGUCUCGCUCUUUGCUAACUGAAAAACAUUGCGGACAGUAGCAGUUCCUCUUUUUUCCAUGUUGUCCUAUUUACAGACAAAGAUGUAUAUGGUGCCAGGGCCACCGUGUCUCCUUUCCUUGCUGUAAUGAUGUCGAAAAGAUUUCCAUGUGGAUCUUUUUUGGGAACGUUUGAAAAACACAUGCUGUCAACAUUUGCUGCAGUACAAUUCUUGAAAUGGAUCAGGGGCCCGGCCUUUUGCUCUCAAGGUUUCUAAGUUCACAGGAAGCAUCGCAAUACAGAGGAGAAGGAGAUGGCAGGGCCGAUUAAACGAAGACACAACACUGCAUGCAGUGCCAAGCAAGAGUGCCAGGGCCGACGUCGUGCGUGGGUGAACGGGGCUGUCGCCAUCUCGAACUGCUUAAUCGUGUCUGGACAAGGGGCCUGCGUUUUCAUUUUGCCCUGGGCCUAUGCCAGUAUGUAGCCAGCCCUCCUAACAGAACUCAGAAACACAGUACCCACCCGUCUGGUGGCUACACAUGAAGAACCCUAGGACCCAGGGUUGAAAGUGGCUGGCCCAAUCAAGCAGCCAUCUGGAUGGAGAAAGAUGACAGUGGGGGAUGCGGGGGCGGGGGGGGGACGUUCUUUCCAGCUUGAAAAUGACUUUGAAAGCAGACUGUACCUAUUGAUGAGAAUUUCUGCUGGAGAGGAGGAAAAGGCCUGAUGACAAACAGGCAUUUUAUUACAGUGCUGAGAUGCUGUCCCCGACUUCCGGAGGAACCGAGCCAGUGCCGCCCCUGACCUCUCCCGCCUCCCGCCCCGGGAACGUGGAAUUGUUUCGCCUCCAGGCACAGAGGCAGUGCUUGCAGAGACACACGGAUGUAAUGCUGUGCUUUUGGUACUGCGAAGCCGGCGAUCUGGUCUAUCCUUCGAGAAUGUUUAAAAGGACUUAAAGACGGUAAAAGGGGGCGGGAGGAUGUUUUUAAAGUAGGGGUUCUCUACUGGGGGGCGAUCCGGCCAAUGUCUGGAGGCAUCUGGGGGGGUCGCAACUGGAGGGGGGGAGGAUGCGACGGGCAUCUAGUGAGUAGAGACCAGAGAUGCUGCUUAAUAUCCUACAAAGCACAGCACAGCCCCCAUGACAAAGAAUUAUCUGGCCCCAACCAUCCGUAGUGCCCCGGCUGAGUAACUUGUUUGGUUGGUUUUCUAAGCCCAACUUUCCUCAAUAUUUACUUUUCCUGUCAUCGAGUUGAUGCCUGGGGUACCAAGCAAAGCAAAGCAAAGGGGGCACCGAAUCCUCCACGGCAGAGGCUCCUUCCCUUUAAAAAAGAUGUAGGAAACGGUUUUCAAAACUGCAAUCCGAAAAGCAACCCACACCUGUGUCAGUCGGGAAUCUACAGCGAAGUGUCACAAAGCUCUGGGUGUCGCGGGCUUAGUUUGGAAAUGCCAGGUCCGUUCUCUGUACACUGCUCCUUUCACCUCAGCAAAUUCAGUCCCUGUACCCGAGUCACACCGCCACGCCCUCAGCCCCACUGUCCAUUGCUGUUGCUUUCUGAUUCAAAAUAAAGUCAUUUUUGUGGUUCCAAA
Messenger RNA from Sus scrofa (pig), 6844 nucleotides. RefSeq names its product midline 1 (gene MID1). Gene Ontology annotation, cellular component: cytoplasm. The record is from RefSeq and is a predicted model, not a curated record. NCBI's taxonomy places the organism in Eukaryota, Metazoa, Chordata, Mammalia, Artiodactyla, Suidae. Gene Ontology annotation, molecular function: zinc ion binding; protein binding. Gene Ontology annotation, biological process: regulation of microtubule cytoskeleton organization.